Molecule: messenger RNA, 2600 nt
Organism: Doryrhamphus excisus (bluestripe pipefish)
Lineage: Eukaryota; Metazoa; Chordata; Actinopteri; Syngnathiformes; Syngnathidae
Gene: guca1d
Product: guanylate cyclase activator 1d
Molecular function (GO): calcium sensitive guanylate cyclase activator activity; calcium ion binding
Source: RefSeq, a predicted model, not a curated record
AGAGGGUUAGAGCAUCCUUUUGCUCUCCGCCUGCAGAGUCACUCAUGCAGGCUGCUCUCAGCAUCCUCAAGAUUGCUGCUGGCCUCGCUGCCAUGGAGUUGUAGCCUCUUUGGCAGUUUUUCCUUCAUCUUUUCCGACAUUUGUGUCGUCUACUUUGCAUUUGCACACUUUUGGAUGGAGACCUCCUAAACCCUGUUCUUGUAGCAUCCCCUCUCCCCGUCCCCCCCUAAAAAAAAAACACUCUUGACGUUAGCUUUGAAUGAUGGGGAACCACGGCUCUAACCUGGAUGACAUCCUUGCAGAGGACAUGCACCACUGGUACAACAUGUUCAUGCGGGAGUCGCCGUCGGGACUCAUUACGCUUUUCGAGCUGAAGACCAUUCUCAACCUAAAGGGGAUGACCGAAAACGCCAACAGCUACGUGGACCAGGUCUUCUGCACCUUCGAUAUGGACGGGGACGGCUAUAUCGACUUUGUGGAAUACAUCGCCGCCAUCAGUCUGCUGCUGAAAGGAGAAAUCAACCAGAAGCUGAAGUGGUACUUCAAACUCUUUGACCAGGAUGGAAACGGAAAGAUCGACAAAGAGGAGCUGGAGACUAUUUUCUCGGCCAUCCAAGACAUCACACGAAACAGAGACAUUGACCCCGAAGAGAUAGUCACUCUCAUAUUUGAGAGAAUCGACGUGAAAGGAGAAGGUGAGAUGACCUUGGAGGAGUUCAUCGAGGGCGCUAAAGACCACGAGGACAUCAUGGACAUGCUGAGGAACCUGAUGGAUUUGACGCCCGUGCUGGUCAUCAUCGUGGAGGGUCGGAGGGGUUGAGAGCUGACCUGAAACCCAAAAGGAAAACUCUGAAAAAGACCCGCUUCAACCUGGGACCCCCCCCAAAAAAAGACAUGACAUCAGAACAUCAGAACAUCAGAACAGAGGUUACCACACUUGUAUUUCUUUAAUGGACACAAAUGCUGCUAGUUUUGUUGUCAUGUUGAGUGUGGUGGCUUAAGCUAGCUUUUCUUUGACUUGAACGUGUCUCUUUACCUCCUUACAGAGUCAGUUCAUCGAUUUUAGUGCCUGUUUCUUGAUUUAAGUUGGAGGAAAGCUUUAAAUCUAGACGUCAAGAGCUCACACACUUGAAAUUUGAUGCCCAUUUUUCAUAUUCCAAAUGAUGUUGGCUUUUAUGUAUAGGUCAAAGCAAACAAAGGAGUAGUAGGGACACACUGAAAAUUGUAAAAUUACGUUAUUUUUGUAAAAUUGCGAUUUUUUUCUUUGACUAUAUUCUCAUAUUUAUUCUCACAAUAGUUCCACUCUCCCGAGUAACAUUACAAACUUAUAGCCAGAUUUAUUUCUCAUAAUUCUAUUAAUUUUGACAAUUAUUUUUUAUUGUCAUUUAUAAUGUUGAAUAUUUGUUUUCCCUCUUAAGAUUAAAAAAAAUCAGUAACAUUUUAAUAAUCAGGACGUUUUCUUAACAUUUUAAAAUGAGGGAUUUAGUUCAUAUUUAUUUAAUUUUUCCCAAGGAAAAUUACUUAAUUCCCAGUCUUUUGACAUUAUUUUCAUACUAUGACAUUUUUGUAGCAAUAAAAUGACAUCAUCAUUCACAUAAUUAUAACACUAUUUCUGUAAUAACUUUUUUGAAGCAGCAUUUUUUUCUUCCUUCGGUGUGCCUCUAAUAUUCAUCCAGGUGAAGAUGCUUACACACUAAAAAAUACUACCCUAGUUCAAUCAUAGAACAGGUUACUUGAAAUGUGAAAUAACGGUUGUGCUUCCGUGAUAGGAUUUAACGUUCACUUGACAGAUUUACUUUAGAAAAUUUUGGUCAUACCUAAAACUAUUUGUUAUUUCUGUUAGCAUACUUCACGUUUUCAGUGUUCGGUAAAAGUUCAGUAGGUUUCAUGUCCUAUGACCUUAGAUGUCAGGUACAUUUACGGAGCCAGCCUAUGAGAGCAUGCUGGGAGUCUGUUCUGGGUCAGCAGGCGUUUACACUGAUCCUCUUAAAAAGUCUGAAAGCUUCAGGCAGGCUGCUCUUUAAUGGAGAGAGAGUGUUGAAGCUCCGAUGUACACUUGAAAUGUCAAAAUAGCUUCCGUGAACUGUUAGUCCCAGUUUGUCUAACGAAGCAAACCAGCACAUGCUUUCCGUGAAAACAAUGUACUUGUAUGGUUUUUGUGCGAAUGGUCUUUUAUGAGGAUACCGGAUCAAAUGAGUGGCUUUACUUUUAUACGGUGAUGUUUGUGAUCAGAUCAAGGGGUUACCAAGACUUGUACUUCAACAAGGAACCGAGGACACUUUAUCUACCCCUUAAUAAAAGGGAUAGCAAAGCACCUGUGCAAAGUUGCUAAGUGAUAGCAUCAAAGCUAAACUGGUUAAAAAAUGUGUGACAUUGUUACAGAACUGGUUAGCAUGCUAACUAAUUGUGCAAUUCGCUAGGAAUAGUGCUAUACAUUACCAGCAUUAUACGUGUAACUUGUAAGUGAUGGCCGAGCAGGUUAGCGUAUAUUGCAAUCAGUUAUUUGUGCAAUAGAUUUUUACAGUGAGUCUUUCCCCUUAUAGGUUCAUUGUAACAAAUCACGUUUUGUGUUGCCUUAUCAAUAAAAGUUGUCAAACUUG